CUUGAGAAACCCGCAGGAAAGAAAUGAAACAUCUCUCUCUCUCUCUCUCUCUCUCUCUCUCUCUGUAAUUUGUCCCAUAAAAAAAAAAGGGAUUUUUAAUGAUAUAUAAAUUGAUGUCUCCCUCGUAGCCUCGGUGCUUGAAUAGAGAGAAAAAGGAGAUGCUCGAUUUCUGAAACUCGGUUUUGCAUCCCUCCCCUCGCACUGAGAGCACAGCCGAAGAAUUUGAAGCCGAAGGGGAUCGGAAAAAAAAGCGGAUUUUCGUCACCUGCGAUCUGGGGCGUGGAAGGAAUUGUGGGGUUGCUUUGUUUUGCGUCCGUAGUUAGAUUCAGGGUUUCUGAUAAUAGAAUGGCUGAUGGUAUUUCGAGCUUUUGGGGUCCGGUCACAUCCACGAUUGAAUGUUGCGAGAAGAACUACGCCUAUUCUUCUUAUGUGGCAGAAUUCUACAACACCAUAUCAAACAUCCCUUGCAUCCUUUUGGCUUUUAUCGGUCUCAUAAAUGCCCUGAGACAACGCUUUGAGAAGAGAUUCAGCAUUCUUCACAUAUCUAACAUGACACUCGCCAUCGGGAGCAUGCUAUAUCAUGCCACAUUGCAACGCGUGCAACAGCAGGGUGAUGAGACCCCGAUGGUGUGGGAGGUGCUUCUGUAUAUAUACAUACUUUAUUCCCCAGACUGGCACUAUCGGAGCACGAUGCCCACGUUCCUCUUCCUCUACGGCGCCAUAUUUGCAGUCUCACACUCUAUCUUCCGCUUCGGGCUUGGCUUCAAGCUACACUAUGCAGCCCUCUGCCUCCUCUGUGUGCCUCGGAUGUACAAGUACUACAUUUACACAGCUGAUCCCGCAGCCAAACGGAUUGCCAAGCUCUAUUUGCUGACCCUUAUCCUUGGGAGUUUGUGUGGGCUCCUCGACCGAGUCUUCUGCAAGUAUGUGUCAAGUUGGCCCGUGAACCCUCAGGGACACGCCCUGUGGCACGUCUUCAUGGGCUUCAACUCCUACUACGCAAACACAUUCUUGAUGUUCUGUCGGGCCCAGCAACGGGGAUGGAACCCGAAGGUAAUUCACAUGCUGGGCGUAUUGCCCUAUGUGAAGAUUGAGAAACCGAAAGCCCAAUGAAACACGUUAGGAGCUAUCGGAAUUCCUUUUUGUUCAGAAUUUUGGUUGUGGUUAUUAGGGGUCGCUUGAGAUUUUUUUGCGGGGCACAACUAGAUGCUCGGGACUAUUUUAUUGGUUUUGUUUUUGCCCUAUCUUGAUAAGUUAUUCAUUAGACCGACUAGUCUUGUCUACUAGAAGUUGUAAUAGUACAAAAAUGUGACAUAGUCGAUAUAUUUAUGUUCAUUUUUUCGGUGAUAUGAAAGGUCUUGUGCUUUACUAGCAAA
Messenger RNA from Punica granatum (pomegranate), 1376 nucleotides. Lineage: Eukaryota; Viridiplantae; Streptophyta; Magnoliopsida; Myrtales; Lythraceae. The record is from RefSeq and is a predicted model, not a curated record.